UUGGGUUUGAAUUUGAACUUGGCCUACUUGGAGUUCGGUGCCACCUGUCGAGGAGCUGUCUUAAGAGUUGCGUAUGUUUCAUGGCAAAUCUGAAGAUGGAGACGCGAUACAUUGUAACAAUUAUUGCAUUAUCUGCUGUUAUACUGUCAGCUGAAGCUGAUACUUUUUACAGUUUUGGCCAAGGUGUUUAUGAGCUGAAAGAAGGACAAGUGAUUGAUCUUGUCUGCAAAGUGGUGAAUCCAACUACAAAACCAAGUAUUCCAAUACUUGCUUGGCUUCCUGAUCAUGAAUACGUGAAGAAUUCCAGUUCAUUGACUGUUCUUUUUAAAACUAUAAAUGUGACAACAAUCCACGCAAUUCUGAAGUUCAAUCCAGUAAGCAUGAGCGACAUAAAGAAACACACCGCCAUUUUUUGUGGAAAGGCCCUAUUCACAUCUGGUGCUAGCGUUAGCCUUUCUGUUUUACCAAAAAAGAAUUUUGCCAAGGUGAACUUGACAAGCAAUGGCGUGUCGAAAUAUGGUGCUAAAAACAGCUUCAGCUGCUCUGGUACAGCAGCUAAAGAUGUGAAUAGCAAACUCCUUCUGAAAUGGUGGCAUUACAGGAAACAUGCCGGCAAUGGCAGUACCAUCGAAAUGACUGAUAAAGCAACAAAGCCGGUUAUAGAGACUGUUGGCAGUGAUGACGUCAUCAAAAGCAAACUCGAUGUUGUUAUAAGUGGUGGAACAGCCGGGACAUAUCAGUGUGACGUCAUAGUCCAGUGGCUUAACUCUUACGAGUACCACUUUAGACAGAAUGCCUCACUUCUAGUGCCAGUUCAUGUACUUAGGGGUGCUUCUACUGAUCAGAAGGUGAAGGUGUAUCUUAAAAAGGAGGCUAAACUUUCUUGUCAGGCGAUUGGUGACCCUGCAGCCAUUGUGACGUGGAAGAAGGACAAGAAAGCCAUCAAAGCCUCAUCUGAUGGACGCAUCAGCUUCUCCGACUACAACACUAGUGUCAACGGCAUCUUGACUAUUCGCCAUGCUCAAUUUAGUGACCGAGCUGUUUACACGUGCACUGCUGCUAAUAAUUUUUCAGCUGUAUCAAUGAAGUUCACCUUGAGAGUAAGAGAUCCUCUCGGUGCCCUGUGGCCAUUCCUUGGUAUCAUCAUUGAAGCCAUAAUUCUUGCUGUUAUUAUUAUUGUUUACGAGCGAUACAAGCCUGUGAAAGGCAAGAAAGGAUCAAAGGAAAAGAAGAAAUUAGAAACAUCACCCUUGCUGGCAGCUAACCAAGGAUCCGGCGUUGAGUAUACAGUUGGGGCAAGAGGGACAGAUGACACGGUAAAAAUGAUUCCAGAAGGGGAAGUUAAUGCCUGAAAAAUGGACUUUGACCGCUGAAAAACAUAGCAUAAUGUUUAAAACAGUAUUUACAACUUUUUUACCCAUCUUGCUGAUCAUCGUUGGACAAAAAAGUACAAAAUAUACCCUGAACAAUUUUCAUUUUUGAAAAAUAUUUGAGUAUCACGUUGGCAUCAAAACCCAUCAGCCAUUACUCAGCAACUGUUUGGUGAAUGUCGUUCACUGAAAGUUUGGAUUUGAUUGGAUGGUAAAAGUGUCAAUCAAACGUUGACUGCUGUUAUUUGAUUGGUUAAAGCUUGACAGUUACUUGUGACAGCCCUUUCCGGUUUCUUUAAUUUGCAUUCUUUGAAGCUUUCACAAUUUAGCCAGAUAAUGUUGAGUGUUAUUCCCUAAGACUCGUGGUUAGGUCCGUUGCUUUUCUUUAGAAAAAUGUGUGACUCCGUUGUUUGAUAUUGUUUUAUAAAUUAUUUGGUGUUAUUUUGUUAAUGCAUUAUUUCCCUUUGUCGCCAAUGAAAACAAUCAAUGUUCUUGCUACGCAUUGCUUCAAGUUUACAUUUGAAAAGCAAUUUUUAUGGCGAGCCUUGCACUUUUUGUCUUUUAUUAUGUGAUUCGUGUCAUGUUCGUAACUUAUCAAAGCGAAAUGUUGUAAAAUCGAAAUUUUGUGCUAGAAGUAAAAGUUGUUCAUCGGGACAAACAACAGCAAAUGUUGCAGUGUCUGUCACCCCCGUUCAUAUAAUCAAAUCGCACGGAUAUAACUCUUUUCAGUCAAUGGUGCCUCGACAUCUUAGACGGGGGUCACUCAGACAUUUCAACAGCAGCAGCUGUUUGCCUCCCUAACAACAAUUGAAUAAUUCCAGACAUAAGAUGCCUCUUUCGCAAACGAUGCACUGUUUUGUAAUUAUUUAAAAAAAAUUAAUGCACUACCGUGUCAUACAUUAUCUUUUAAAUUUAGUCUGAGUUGCCUUUUAUAAUAAACAACUUUUUGCUUGUUUGUUGUGUGUCAUUCCACCGUCCGCUAAACACCCUAUGGCAAAUUUUAGCUUCCAGAAAUUUUUCUUAAUUUCUAGUUCCAGAAUCACUUUUCUCAAAAGUUCCAGAUAAAACACCCACUAUAUCUAGCUACAUUCAUUUUGAUUGAAGAGGUUCUCUUAAAGUAUGCAUUCAGUUAGGCCAAAAAAGGCCUACUUCUAAGCUCUGAGAAUGAACACUGUUUAUCAGGAGACGGGGUGACAUUGAGUUUUUGAAAACUUCUGCUUUAGGCGUUGCUAGCUUCCCAGUGUCCGACUACGUUUUUUUAGAAUUAUUUACAAAACGCUAUUAAUGGUAGGAGUGUUUGAAUUGUCACUACGUAGAACCGGCAUUUAUUACCACUAUUAGCAGAAUUUAGGCCCAUUUUCCUCCGUAGAAAAUACGUGCAUUUUAGGCCCAUUUUCCUCAGUAGAAUAUGCGUGCAUUUUUAAAGACCCCGACCCCAUUAAAAAUAAAGCGGACAACUUUUUGUUGCGUCUUAUAGUAGCGUAAGCAAUGUUUUCGUUGCGUCUUAUAGUAGCGUAAGCAAUGUUUGCUAUGCUUAAAAUAUGUUACGUUAUCGCGCGUCCUUUUUUGUAGAUAUUUUAGAUAAUUGAAAAAAUCAGUGCUCAUAGACCUGCUCGUAUUUCGAAAGCUGGGAGAAGGUUCCGUUAUGAACCUUCCGGAUACGCCAGAUGUACCGUGCAUAUGAAACGUACCGGAAGCGGUCGAUUAUUGCCUUGAAAACGACUAUAGCGUAACUUGCAGGCUACCGAAAGCGCGGUGAAAGCUGAGACCGCCCAUUCCUUCUCUACCCUAACCAUCUUCUUGGUACAGUAAAAAUGAAACAGCCUAACGGGACAGUUUUGAAAUUUCAAAGUGUGAUCUCUUGCGAACCGCAACUGCACGAAAUUGACCCGGGACGGUGAAAACUGCCCAAUCUGCUGGCCGAGAUUUUGCAAACGGUCCUUGAUUUGCUUGGUAAAGAAUUAUUGCUUUUUAGAAUAAUCGAAGUUGUUUUGCUACUCGUGUUUAAUUGUCUUGGCUUACGAAACCGUUGAUUAAUUAGCUUUUAUUUGACUUAAAAUGCACCCGAUACUUUUUUCGUCGAGUUUUUUUUUGAAUUAAUUUUACUUUUAUAGAUUAUAAACUAAAUAUUCAAUACGCAAAGAUAAUCCUAGUAACAGCUCACGUCUGUUUACGUUAAUACAUAUAUUUCACUUAUGAAUAUAUUAUUGAUGCAAAA
This is a messenger RNA of Rhopilema esculentum, 3588 nucleotides long. RefSeq names its product hemicentin-1. NCBI's taxonomy places the organism in Eukaryota, Metazoa, Cnidaria, Scyphozoa, Rhizostomeae, Rhizostomatidae. The record is from RefSeq and is a predicted model, not a curated record.